Messenger RNA from Hibiscus syriacus, 804 nucleotides. RefSeq names its product transcription factor bHLH120-like. NCBI's taxonomy places the organism in Eukaryota, Viridiplantae, Streptophyta, Magnoliopsida, Malvales, Malvaceae. The record is from RefSeq and is a predicted model, not a curated record. The transcript is spliced from 3 exons. Gene Ontology annotation, biological process: regulation of transcription by RNA polymerase II. Gene Ontology annotation, molecular function: DNA-binding transcription factor activity, RNA polymerase II-specific; protein dimerization activity; RNA polymerase II transcription regulatory region sequence-specific DNA binding. Gene Ontology annotation, cellular component: RNA polymerase II transcription regulator complex. The coding region runs from base 91 to 789 and encodes 232 amino acids.
UUUUGUCUGAACUCUUAUUUUGCUGUCUUCAACCCCAAAUCCCAGACAAAGUUCAAAAUCAAUACUCCCUCAGUUCCCACUUAAAGAAGAAUGGAUGAGAUGUUCUUCCAGUUUUCUUCCAAUUCCGACCCUCAAAACACAAUUCCACAGGAUGAGAUUUUGGAUUUUGUUCCCAUGGGUGGCAGCAGUAGAGGCCGGCAACGAAGAUUAUUGGCCAGUGAGAAGAGAAAAGACAGUCAUGAUGAUGAUGAUAAGAAGAAGUCGAUGCAUAGGGAUAUUGAGAGGCAAAGAAGGCAAGGAAUGUCCACCCUUUGUGCUUCUCUCCGAACCCUUCUCCCUCUAGAGUACAUCAAGGGAAAGCGUGCAAUAUCGGAUCAUAUGAACGGAGCAGUGAGCUAUAUAAAGGACCUGCAGAAGAGGAUCGACGAACUGAGUGCGAAAAGAGAUGAGUUAAAGAAAGUAUCGUUUGAUUCGACUUCGAGUGGUUUUCACCAAGGGACGAGCUCCAACGAGUCUUUCCCAAGCACUGCCGUCGUUCGGAAAUCGUUGGACGGUGUUGAUGUUGUGGUCAGAACCGGUCAUGGUGCUCAAGCUUUGACCCUCUCGAGGGUGGUCCAGCUGCUGCUUGACGAAGGACUUGAUGCUGUUAAUUGUAUCUCCACACGGAUUGAUGGAGGACUAAUUCACACCAUAAGACUUGAGGUUAAUGAUCUGAGAGGCGUUGAUGUACCUUAUCUGCAGAAAAAAGUAAAUGAAGAAAUUUCAUCCUUGCUCGAACUCCCCAGCUAGAUUAAACCAUGCUUC